AUGGACAAGUAUCAUACAGUCACUUCCAUUAUUCAGACACCGUGGAGUAUUAUCAGUCAAACUGUACCUGGACAUCAGCAAUACACAACUUUCAAGCUGGAAACUAUACAAUAGACGUUUCUUUUUACCCCAAUGUAACGAGUAUACAAAGCUUUGUUUCUACUUUAGCAACAUCAUUGCUAUUAUUACCACCAAAGACGUCACCAUUGUUACAGAUUAAAAACAAUACUGUACUUGUUGGUUAUGAAAUGUUGGAAAAUAAAGUCUAUUCCCUAGAGUGUAGAGCACUUGGAGGGAUGCCUCCGGUAAGCAACAUUACAGUCUCAUGUGGAAACAUCACUGCAUCCACUCAAUCUGGAAAAAUCUUUACGUCUCCUGUAACAUUUACAAGAAAUAUGACUGGACAGCAUUGCACAUGUAAAGCUCACCAUGUUACCGGUUAUUAUGAUAACAAUACAAGCACUUUACUGCAAAAUAUUUUAUUUCAACCUUCCAUUGUGAGUUUUUACAUUUUUAAUACAAUAAUAGAAAAUGGAAGCUUUGCGCAAUUUCUGUGUGAAACUGACGGCAAUCCAGCGCCUAACAUAUAUUUAUUUAAAAGAAAGGAAAUAAAAGCUCAAAACUCUAGUGGAUAUUUUCUAUUUUAUAAUAAAUCAAUGUCUUGUAAAGAUGCAGGUAAUUAUCUAUGUCUAGCCAACAAUGAAAGAGAUUUUAACAGCGUGGAAACAAAGGAAGUUACUCUGUAUGUUAAAUGUCCUUUGCAACUUACAUCCGAAGAAAACGUUAAGAAUUUCAGCCUACAAACUGGACAAAUACUUUCUUAUAAUUUUACUGUAUAUGGAUAUCCUGAACCAGACAAAUUUACUAUUUUGAAAUCUGGUCAAGUAACUAAUAAUAUAAUAGUUACAGCGUCAUUACUCGAACCACCAUAUACAACUGUACAUCUGGAGCUGGCAAGACUAAAGUCUGAGGACUUUGGAAGUUAUUCACUUGUUAUCUUUCAGAACGGAUUAGAGAGGCUGUUUUUGAACUUUGUUAUAACAGAAGAAAAUAAUCUUGAGACCAACAUUAAUAUUGCUGCUGCUGUUGGAGGAAGCAUUGCUGCUUUUGUUUUGCUAAUAAUCUUUACAAUUGCAUUUGUUGUUUUUAGAAAAUAUGAAAUAACAUGUAAGAAAAAACAAAUAGAACAUUCAGCAAAAGAAACACAUACGUAUUCAGAACUUUCAAUAUCACAACAGCAACUGGACCUACAUAAUUAUGAAGCACCGAUCAUCAACACGAACCUGCAUAGAACUGAGUCAAUGGAAACAUAUUCAAACUACAUGAACGUAAAAGGACAAGACAAUGGCGUUUCUCAAUAUGAAGAAAUUGAUAACAUCAAAUCUUAAGAUCUCAGGAUUUUAUAUAUUUAGUACAAAACUGUUUUAGAUAAAUACAGUUUUACUACAUCAAAUUAUUGGUGUAAAAACUAUACUCUUAAGCGAACAAUUGUUUUAUGUGUAUCUAUUUAUAUACUAUACUCUAAAACGUGUAAUUAGUGUAUGCAUUGUUAUAAACCUGGUGGUGACACAGAUGGGGGUUAUAGUGUGUGUAGUGUAUAGUCAGCAGACGGAAAACGCCCAAGGCCAGCACUAGAUAAGCGGUCAACCCUGACGCUCCGAGACCGUCAACUGCAGUUCUGGCGAAGUGUCAAGAAAAAUAAAAUGUGAAUAGUACUCAGACCAGUCACGUCAAAUAUAGUCGGGUGAUCACACAGAAGGAUAGAGCCAUGUUCUGUCCGGUUCUAGAAGGCUAUUUUUGGACAGUAUAUAAAGAGCAUAGGACUCGGAGUCGAGUCAGUCAAAAGUUUUGACUCAAAACUUCCCGAUCUUCGAGUCAGUUAAGACACGACAAAGCUCAACAAGGUAGAGCAAAGUCAGUAGAGUUCUUACUACAGUACAGAGUUGAUAAGGUGGUUAAGAUAUCCAG
Biomphalaria glabrata is the source of this 1968-nucleotide messenger RNA. RefSeq lists its product as uncharacterized. Gene Ontology annotation, cellular component: cell-cell junction. The transcript is spliced from 9 exons. Gene Ontology annotation, biological process: cell-cell adhesion. The record is from RefSeq and is a predicted model, not a curated record. The coding region runs from base 249 to 1388 and encodes 379 amino acids. Lineage: Eukaryota; Metazoa; Mollusca; Gastropoda; Planorbidae. Gene Ontology annotation, molecular function: cell adhesion molecule binding.